Heteronotia binoei (common prickly gecko) is the source of this 2553-nucleotide messenger RNA. It is a transcript of the gene DNAAF1, whose product is annotated as dynein axonemal assembly factor 1. The transcript is spliced from 13 exons. The coding region runs from base 11 to 2092 and encodes 693 amino acids. Gene Ontology annotation, biological process: cilium assembly. Gene Ontology annotation, cellular component: axoneme. Gene Ontology annotation, molecular function: protein binding; dynein complex binding. The record is from RefSeq and is a predicted model, not a curated record. Lineage: Eukaryota; Metazoa; Chordata; Lepidosauria; Squamata; Gekkonidae.
AUAUUUGAAAAUGCAUCCUGUCCCUGAAGAACCUGGGCCAGGAGAUGCUGUUGCAGAGCAGAGAGAUGAGAAAGAGGUUAAUGACUGCAGUCAUGCUUAUGUCCUGCCCAGCAAUGAGGAUAGCCUAAUAAAAGCAGAACCACAACUGCCAGAAGGCAAACAGGAGACCAGGAGGGAAAUGGUGGAUGGCACCAACCUGGAGCAACAUAAGUGGGAAAGUAUUAGGAAAGACUACGGAACUGGAGAACCAGCCCAAGAGAAAGGAGGCAGCUCAGUGACCGACACACAACAGAAUAAAGAGAAAGUAAAUGGUAAUUGUAAGCUAGUGACUGACUCAUCCAACGAAAAAUCAGAACUGAAACAAGGUGGAAUGAGAAUGACCAAAAAGCUGCUGAGAGAUCUCUGCAAACAGCAUAAGUUAUACAUGACCCCAGACUUGAAUGACACCCUCUAUCUCCAUUACAAAGGAUUUGACCGUUUGGAGAAUCUGGAAGAAUAUACUGGACUGAAAUGCCUAUGGCUAGAAUGCAAUGGCCUGACAAAGAUUGAGAACUUGGAUGCGCAGAAAGAUUUACGUUGCCUUUAUCUGCAGCUCAAUUUGAUUCAUAAAAUGGAGAACCUGGAACCAAUGGAAAAGCUGGAUUCUCUCAACCUCAGCAACAAUUACGUCAAGACCAUUGAGAACCUCUCUUGUUUGAAAGUUCUGCACACUUUGCAGCUUGCUCACAACAAAUUACAAACAGUGGAAGACAUACAGCACUUGCAGGAGUGUCCAAGUAUCAGUGUCCUUGACCUUUCUUACAACAAGCUAGAUGAUCCAGGUAUUUUAAAUGUCCUGGAGACCAUGCCUGAUCUGCGUGUAUUAAAUUUGAUGGGAAAUGAAGUAAUUAAGAAAAUAGCUAAUUAUAGAAGGACGUUUACUAUCCGAUUGAAGCAUCUGACGUAUUUGGACGAUAGGCCAGUUUUUCCAAGGGACAGGGCCUGUGCGGAAGCCUGGGCAAAGGGGGGCCGUGAAGCUGAGAAAAAAGAAAGGGAACUGUGGGAGGCCAAAGAUCGAAAGAAGAUCCAAGACAGCAUUGAUGCACUCAGCACAAUCCGUCGAAGAGCUGUAGAGAAGAAAAGGCAACAGGAAAUGGGAAGAAGUGGUGAGACAUUGACCAGCAAUCAAGAAGGGGAGAGUACAUUUUCAAGCAACAGCACCAUGACCGAAAGUACUAUAGAGGAAUCAGCUAUGUCCAAAGAAUUGGAAACAAAGGAGAAGAUUGAGAAGUUUGUAGACGAAAGCAUGAAAGCCCACGAGGAACUGGUUACAGCUGCAAACUUACAAGGUCCGAUGGAUAACUCCAAGAACAUUAAGCCAUAUAAUACUCAGCAAAUGGUACAAAAAGCAAGUUUGGACUCCUACUCGAACAGUGGACCUGCUGAAGAAGAAGUGCCAGUCGAUAAGAUGGCUGGGCCAGGACCACUGAUUACUGACCUGGAUGAAUCUGAAGAGAUUGAACAAAUUAAGCUAGAUGUAUCAGAGAAACUCUUUCUUGAUGAACUGCCUGAUUUGGAAGAUGUGGAUAUCAGUGAAGCCUCACUGUGCAAUGAGGUCUUCAUCAACCAGCAAACCUGCCCUCUGAAGAUUGAAGUGAUUUCUGAAGGAAGUGAUAGUAGUGACCGCACAGUGGUAGAAAGCAAGACAGCUGCUUCUGGCAACACAGUAGCAGAGGAGAUUCCAGCUGCCAUCUUUUCAAGCAUAUAUAAGGUAUCUGAAAACAGUACAAAGGCAGCUGCAAAGCCCAUGAUAGAAGAUUUACUAGUACUAAAAGAGGAAAACUUGGAAACUGAAAGUCAGCCAGAAAAACCUUUGAAGCCAUUGAUUGAAGAGAUUUUGCCCAAGCCUUUGGAGUCUUCAAUAAAGCCAUCAAAACCUGAUGAAACAACUGAACCACCCCCAGAAGGAGUGGGAGAUGGGGAAAGCCAAGCUACAUCCAAAGGCCCAGGGUUUGUCUCUGAAGCAGCUAUUGUACCAUGCUCUCUAGAAAAUGUAGGAUCCUGCUGCAUACCAGAAAGUAACAGUGAAGACACAAAGUAUGGAUUGGACUGAGCAAUGAAGAAACUCAGCCCAGUUGACUUGGAUUUGUUCUUUUGCCUUAUGAGGGGAUGGAGUACAUGCAGCAAUAUGUCAGGUGGCAUUAGUCACAAAGCCUGUGCCUUUAAUUGUGCAUCUUGAUGCUGUCACACUGCUGCAUGCCCUACAGAGUAUACAAAGGUUGACUCUUUUCAAUCUUGAGUUUGGCCUAUGCCCUCUGUGGCAAGUGAAUUUGAAGGCUUCCAAGCCACCAUUCAAAGUAUUGAUCUAGUUUUUUACUAGUUUCUUACAAGUGUCCAUAUUAGCAGGAUCCAGAAAUAUAUUUAAAGCACUGGGCAAGUUGUGCUUCCUUCUCCCCCACUGAAAUCCACGGAAUGUAAAAUGUUCUUUGUUUUGCUUUGUUUAUAGAAUUUAUUGCUUGUUUCAGGGGUUUGUCUUUAUUUGUAAUUCAUUCUAAGUAAAAAAUUUCAUCCUCA